GCUCCCACUCACUGUAAUUUUCGCAACGUUUGAUUUUUCUACGUUUUGCUCUCUAGUGUGCUCCAGCCUCCACCGUUCUCUCCUAUUCGCUCUCAGAAACUCCAAAUCCUACGAAUGUCAGGCUUAGAAAUGGCCGCGAAGAACGAAACGAAGGACGAUGGCUCUGCUGAGUCGCCGACUUCGGUGCUUGAAGACGAGGAUUUGUGCAAGGCGAAAAUGGAAGUCAAGUCAGAGGAAGAAACAUUUCCAAAUGCAGAAAAUGGCGAUUCCUCUUUGAUAUCAAGAGUGAUGGCUGAGGAGGAAGAAAAGCUGUUGGAAGCUCGGAUCAAAGAAGAAGAUGAAGAUCGAAGAAAGGAGCCACAGGCGGAGGCCCUGUUGAAUGAUAGUCAGUUUACCAAAUUGGAUGAGCUUUUGACGCAAACUCAGAUGUACUCUGAAUUUUUGCUGGAAAAGAUGCAUGAUAUCACAGCUGUAUCCUCUCAAAAUGGAGUGGAGCAAGAGACCGAAACUGUUAAAAAAGAGAGAGGUCGUGGCUCGAAAAGAAAAGCUGCUGCAGAUUACAACAAUAAGAAGGCCAAGAGGGCAGUAGCAGCCAUGCUUACAAGAUCUCAAGAAGCCAAGAAAGUUGAAGAUGUGAAUCUGACCGAGGAAGAAAGAGUUGAGAAGGAACAAAUAGAACUUGUACCUUUGUUAACUGGUGGAAAAUUGAAGCCCUAUCAGAUCAAGGGUAUGAAGUGGUUGAUAUCGUUAUGGCAAAAUGGGCUGAAUGGGAUCCUUGCUGAUCAAAUGGGGCUUGGAAAGACUAUUCAAACCAUUAGUUUUCUUGCACAUUUAAAAGGAAAGGGAUUGGAUGGGCCAUAUUUAGUGAUUGCUCCUCUUUCUACUCUCUCAAAUUGGGCAAAUGAGAUCUCAAGGUUUGUGCCUUCAAUGAAUGCUGUUAUCUACCAUGGUGACAAGAAGCAAAGGGAUGAGAUACGAAGGAAGCACAUGCCUAGAACAAUUGGCCCCAAAUUUCCUAUAGUCCUGACUUCGUACGAGGUGGCCUUAAACGAUUCAAAAAGAUUUUUGAGGCACUAUAAUUGGAAAUAUCUUGUGAUUGAUGAGGGGCACAGGUUGAAAAACGCAAAAUGCAAACUGAUAAGGGAAUUGAAAUACUUACCUGUAGAAAAUAAGCUUCUAUUAACUGGGACACCUCUGCAGAAUAAUUUGGCAGAGCUUUGGUCAUUGUUGAACUUCAUUUUGCCUGAUAUUUUUUCAUCUCAUGAAGAGUUUGAGUCAUGGUUUGAUCUGUCGGGAAAGUGCAACAAUGAAGCAAUGAAGGAAGAAUUGGAAGAGAAGAGAAGAGCUCAAGUGGUAGCAAAACUGCAUGCUAUAUUGCGUCCCUUUCUUCUUCGAAGGAUGAAGGCUGAUGUUGAGCUGCUGCUACCUCGAAAGAAAGAGAUCGUACUGUAUGCUACCAUGACUGACCAUCAGAAGAAUUUUCAAGAUCAUUUAAUCAAUCAGUCCUUGGAGAACUACUUAAUUAAGACGGCAAACAUUGGACAUGGAAUGAAAGGAAAGCUUAAUAAUCUGAUGAUCCAACUUCGGAAGAAUUGCAACCAUCCUGACCUCUUAGAGUCUGCCUAUGAUGGCUCAUAUUUCUACCCACCUGUUGAAGAGAUAGUUGAAAAAUGUGGUAAAUUCUGCUUGCUAGACCGGCUAUUGGAGCAAUUGUUUGCCCGUAAACAUAAAGUUCUGAUCUUCAGCCAGUGGACUAAAGUUUUGGAUAUCAUGGACUACUACUUUAGUGAAAAAGGGCUUGAAGUUUGUAGAAUUGAUGGCAGCGUGAGGCUAGAUGAAAGGAAAAGACAGAUCGAGGAGUUCAAUGAUGUGAACAGCAAUUGCAGAAUAUUUCUUUUAAGCACCAGGGCUGGUGGACUGGGUAUCAACCUCACUGCAGCUGAUACUUGUAUACUCUAUGACAGUGAUUGGAACCCUCAAAUGGAUUUGCAGGCCAUGGAUAGAUGUCAUAGGAUUGGUCAAACCAAGCCUGUUCAUGUUUACAGGCUUGCAACAGCUCAAUCUGUUGAGGGUCGCAUGUUGAAAAGGGCCUUUAGCAAGUUGAAGCUUGAGCAUUUGGUGAUUGGGAAAGGGCAGUUUCACCUGGAAAGAAGCAAACCUAACGCUGCAGAAGUCUUGGAGGUGGACGAUCUGCUGGCAUUGCUCCAAGAGGAAGAAACAGCUGAAGACAAGAUGAUACAGACAGAUAUCAGUGACGAAGAUUUGGAGAGGGUCUUGGAUCGCAGUGAUCUGGUUGUCGGUGCAUUAAACAAUGAUGAAAAGCCCAAUGGUGCCGGUGGUGCAUUUGCCCUUAAAGGCCCUGGUUGGGAGGUGGUGAUACCAACUGCAACUGGAGGCAUGCUCUCUACCCUUAAUAGCUAAGUGCUUAAUUUGUGGGCAUGGAACUUGGGCGAUGGGCGUUAUAUUUUGAUUCUGUAAAUUUAUGAGAUAGCUAUUGUGAACAAUAGGAGGGAGGGAGCCAAUUUUGUGGUUUUAUUAAAUUGAAUGUGGAUGUUCCAUGCCCAAGACUGGUGGAAGAUGAAAUUUAAUUGCGAUGGAUACAGACAUUCCUCUAUUAAUUUAAAUUAUUCUCUGCUUA
Corylus avellana is the source of this 2638-nucleotide messenger RNA. It is a transcript of the gene CHR1, whose product is annotated as chromatin remodeling 1. NCBI's taxonomy places the organism in Eukaryota, Viridiplantae, Streptophyta, Magnoliopsida, Fagales, Betulaceae. Gene Ontology annotation, molecular function: ATP binding. The record is from RefSeq and is a predicted model, not a curated record.